Messenger RNA from Toxotes jaculatrix (banded archerfish), 2282 nucleotides. It is a transcript of the gene cep70, whose product is annotated as centrosomal protein 70. Bases 129 to 1934 code for a protein of 601 amino acids. Gene Ontology annotation, molecular function: gamma-tubulin binding. Lineage: Eukaryota; Metazoa; Chordata; Actinopteri; Toxotidae. Gene Ontology annotation, cellular component: centrosome. Gene Ontology annotation, biological process: cilium assembly; regulation of microtubule cytoskeleton organization. The transcript has 16 exons. The record is from RefSeq and is a predicted model, not a curated record.
UCAUCUUUCAUUCAUUUGUGUAACGCUAAAGGGGCGUCUUCUCUCAGCUGUGGGGGACUGCAGAAACCGGAUCACUACAGUGGGUUUGACGGGUGAAAGGCACUCAAGUACGGUUGCUACUCUGAAGAAUGGACAUCAGGCCUAAUUACUUCUUACAAUGGAGAAAUAAGACAUAUGUCUAUCUGUGGACCUACAGGCAGUUCCAGCAGGAGCAGGUUGAAUGGGAUGAUGUGAAUAAACUCCUCCAGCAUCAUGGUUUUAAGCCAGUCCAUUUCACAGAUCCUGUAGAGAACAAGAACCUUUCAGAUUUGGUUCUGCUGGACAAGAGGUCAGCUGGGGAGAUCAGGACCACUCUGAGGACCAUGCUCACAGACUCUGAGAGGAGACAAGCUCUCAUCCAGGAGCUUGUCAAGUCCAACAACCAACUCAAAGAGGAGGUUCAGGAGCACAUGAGUCGAGCGGCUCUUCAGUCUCAACGGGCCACAGAGCUUGAGGGGCUGCUGGAAGGUGUGAAGACCAGAGUCCAGGACCUGGAGGACCGCUACCUCUGCAAGGCUGUCCAGCAUCGCAGCCAGACACAGCAACUUCAGCAGGAAAAACAAGAAGCACAAAAACUGUGUGAGGUUCUGGAGCAGAAGCUGUUGAGGCAGAAGGAGAAAGAAGCUGAACUUCAGAGGAAGCUUUAUUUUACCGUCAAAGAAGAAGAGCGUCACUUAGCUCACCGGAGUCAGACUUUCCAGCACAUCUGUAAGAGAGUCAGCCAAGACAGCUCUGCAGCAGACCAGCAGGUCCUGGAUGUGAUUGACUUCUAUGAGACCGAAAUGUCUCGGCUGCUGGAUGAGCUCAGGUCAGCUAAAGGAGAAUUAUCAGGACCUCAUCAAAACCAAAUGAAGAAGACAUCUAGCAGUAUUACACAAUCUUUCCAAACCAUCCUCAAGGCAUAUCGGGACCAGCAGAAGGAAAGCAAAAGUCAAAUCGAAGAGCUAAAGCGGGAAGCUGAGCGCCUGAAGCAGGAACUGGAAACAAGGCCGACGCUCAAAGAAGUGAAGUUCUACAAACACAAACUGCGUCGCUUGGAAGGAUUAAUCAAACCCAAUAACACAAGUACCAACCAUCUUUGCAGACUACCUAAAGAAGACAACGCAACUGCAGUUCAUGAGCACAUCAGUGAUCGAGCCAGGGAAGCCGGUUUAUGUGCCCGCUAUCACCAUCUGUUAACCGAGAUCAGCACAGUUGUGGCUAAUGCCAGCGCUCCAUCAUGUCUGCACAGACACGAACCAUCCUCUGUUGGUUUAGAGCUGUCGGAGUUUCGUAGUCUGCUCCCAACGCUGGAGGUCUGGGCCCAGCAGCUCCACCUGCUUAAGGAGCUGCAGCGAGGUCUAACUAAACUGAUUGCCAGACUGGUUCUGUGGCAGCCGUCCGAGGGCCAUGAUUCUGCAGAUGCUCUGAAGGUGGAGGACAUGAUAAUGUUGGUGGACACCAUGCUUGAAAGCACCUCUUCUGAUGAUGACAAGGUGUCGAGGACUCCCACGCGAUACACUCUGGCGUCCAUGGUGUCACACUUCCAAAAGCUGUUUGACGUGACCUCCCUCAGCGGUGUCUAUCCGCGUAUGAACCAGAUCUACACCAGGCUGGGAGAGAUGACCAACACCAUGAGGAACAUCCGAGAGAUUCUGGACUUAGACAGCAGUGUUCCUCCGGCUGAGGUGGUGAACCAGGUGGCCAGACUGGUCUCGUCCAAAGGACAAACUGCUGGGUUCCACAAGCUGCUGAGAGACGCGGACAUUGAAAGUCUCAUCGUCAAAGUGAAGCAGCACGAGGAGUUUUUUCCCGCUUUCCAUGGCCUCAUUAUGGACAUGUUCCAGAUUCUGGGAGUCAGCACUCUAGACAACAUCCUCCCAGCUCUGAAGUCUUUGAAACAAACGGCACAGUGACACGCUUUUUCGACUGACCUGAGACCUGUGUUUAGUGAAUGAUGAUGGAUGUGAAGUGUGAGUGUUGUUUUAAUAAAAAAAAAAGUCACCUUGCAAACCCUGAUCUGUGGUGUGAGUCUAAUACCAAUGAUGCUAACUGAAUGGGAACCAAUGGACAAAACUACUGUAGAUACAUGGAGAGAUACUACUGGACUAAUAGGGACUCUGUGUUGUACUUGUAGUUAUCCUUUUGAUGGCAUAAACAUAAUCCCAGUGAAUCGCAUGCCUGCCAGAGUUCUGUGAAGGACUGCAGGGGUUUUCUGUAUCACAUCACCACAUAUCAACCACAUAGUGAAUUAAAGCAGUUUC